This is a messenger RNA of Spodoptera litura, 1178 nucleotides long. NCBI's taxonomy places the organism in Eukaryota, Metazoa, Arthropoda, Insecta, Lepidoptera, Noctuidae. The record is from RefSeq and is a predicted model, not a curated record.
UAAUAUAGGAUUGUUAUUUUAGUUAUUUAAUUUAAAGAAUUUAAGUGAGGAUCGACGGGCUAAAGCAGUGACAAUUAAUUGUCGAUUCUCUAUUGUUAUAGAUGAAUCAAAUUAUUUCAUUGCUGUCUCGAAUCCUCAUCUUAUAAAUCGACAAUUUUGGUCACGUUUGAAGAUAAAUACAAGUAUUAUAAACAUACGUAAUGGAGAAAUUACAAUUUGAAUUCAUCGUGAAAGCGAAGCCGGAUGAUAAUAAAACCAAUAUUUAUGCCAUAACUACUAUCACGGAUACACAAGGCCAAACUUAUAUUAUGCCUCGAGAAUAUCAAUCGGUGCAGUUACACAAAGAAAUAAUGAAACAUGAAAUAUUUGACAAAAUAAAGAAAUCUCUCCAAAAAAGGCAUGAUAAGAGACAGGUUUGGAUUACAUUAACUAAGGAUAUGAAAAGUACAUACUUGGAUGAUGGCAACAUACAAUUUGAUGGGUAUUUGCUUGAAAAAUUAGAACCAAGUCAAGAGUCGUCAUCGACAGAGUCAUUGUCGAAGAAAAUAGGAAAUAAAACAAAACUAUUAGCAGAAUUUUCAAUACAGAAGUUUUCAAGAAAUACAACAAAUGUUCAACAAUGGUUAGAUACUUAUGAAAGUGAAUGUGCGCGCUUACAAAUAGAUACAGAUUUACGAAAGAUAGAAAUGCUAAGAUUACUAUUAGAAGAUACGUGUUUGGAUUGGUACACCUCCAUGAUUAUAAAAUAUACAAUUGAUUCGGAGUGGUCUGUAUGGAAGAAGAGUUUAUGUGAAGCAUUUGCCGAUAAAGGUUGGUUACCAAUCCGAUAUGCUAUUAAUUUUAAAUACAUACAAGGAUCAAUGUUAGAAUACGCUCUAAAAAAAGAGAGACUAUUACUAGAAACUAACAAAUCAAUAGAUAAGAAAACUCUAAUUUACUUGAUUGCCACUGGUCUACCAAAUUUCAUAAUGGAUAAAAUAGACAGAGAAAGCCUUAAAGAAGUGAAUGACUUAUUUAACUGUAUAAGAGGACUAGAAACUUUUGCAAGAAAAUAUGAUACGAAGAAAACCCAAAGCACAGGAAAUACAUACAUUAAACCAGAAAUAAAACAAACUGGUAAAAAGUCCUGCAAGAUUUGUGAAAAUAAUGGAAAAUUUAAUAGAUUUAUAAUUUAUUAA